AUGUCCCGGCGAAUGUCUGAGACGGCCUCGGUCAGGUCGUUCGAUAGCAUCCCCACCAUGGCCGACGUCGAAGCAACCCUCGGCUGUGUUGAUAUGAACCAGCGCUACGAACUCUACUCCGGUCGCCUCGUCUCCUUUGCAGAGGUCGGCCAUCCCUGCGGACACCCAGUCUUUUGCUUCUUGGGUCUGGGCUGUAUGCGAUACUACUCUAUUAUCCUCGAGGAUCUCGCCUUCAAGCACUCUCUCCGGAUCUACUGCAUCGACCGCCCUGGCGUAGGCAUGUCUCAAGCUGCCGAUCCAGAGUCGUGGACACCACUCAGGAUGGCAGAGAUCGUUGAAGAGAUGGCAAACGGAUUCAACAUUCAAAAGUUCUCGGUCAUGGGACACUCGUGCGGAGCCAUCUACGCCAUGGCAUGCGCCCUUAGACUCAAACCCAGGAUUGUCGGGACAGUGUGGUUAAUGUCGCCUUGGGUCCACCUGACUAUCGCCAAGCGGAUGAAGUGGAUCAAGCACAUGCCGACAACGCUCUUGAAAUCCCAGAGCACCGCCAGUCUUCUCUACAAAUCCCUCUCGGUCGCAGCCAAGGAGCCACCAUGCAAAUCGGAUCCAAAUAUCCUCAACUAUGAUCGCGAGAAAUUGGUCAAGGCGAUGUUGCAGGAUAAUCUGGCCGAGAGUCUGGAGGGCGCCAAUAACGAUUUGAUGGUCUGCCUGGAACUGUACCAUUCGUUUGGAUUCAGCUACAAGGAUGUCACUCUUCCUGUCCAUGUCUUUUGGGGAACCAAGGACGCAGUGAUUUCCAAGGAAGCAGUAGAUUGGAUGGAACAACGACUCCCACAGUGUACACUUAGUGUAAUCGAAGGCGGCACCCAUGGACUCCUCUGGAGGGCGGAUGUGGUCUCAAAGAUCUUCAAGGGCAUUGCUUCGUCAUGGAAGCUGGCAGAGUUUGAGCGGUCGCUCUCCCAGCGCUGGUCAAUCAAGCAGCUCGGGCUCAAUAAGCACCAGUCCUACAGGAGCAGCACCUACAGCGCCGUCCAGCAGGCUAUCCAGACCAGCAAUAUCUACGACACCCAACAGACACUUUACCAGACCCAACAGAUCUUUGAGGAUCCCGACCGCUUCUGA
This is a messenger RNA of Linnemannia hyalina, 1122 nucleotides long. Lineage: Eukaryota; Fungi; Mortierellomycota; Mortierellomycetes; Mortierellales; Mortierellaceae. The record is from the annotation of a GenBank genome assembly.